This is a messenger RNA of Oncorhynchus gorbuscha (pink salmon), 1278 nucleotides long. Its product is annotated as trans-L-3-hydroxyproline dehydratase. The transcript is spliced from 6 exons. Lineage: Eukaryota; Metazoa; Chordata; Actinopteri; Salmoniformes; Salmonidae. Gene Ontology annotation, molecular function: hydro-lyase activity. The record is from RefSeq and is a predicted model, not a curated record. The coding region runs from base 126 to 1187 and encodes 353 amino acids.
UAUCACAUUUGCUUGAAAUAAUAUUAGAAGCCAUUGAUAAAAUAAAAAAAAGUAUUUUUGACUUUUAUUUUGAAGUUUGCAUUUGAAUACCGGAAAGAAAGGAACGGACAUUUAAACAGCGUUCCAUGAACGUAAAUAGCAGGAUUGGAUCUAAGAAAAUGGAGCUUCCACCCCACGAAGGAUCGGUACUCUCUGUGGUUGACAUGCACACAGGUGGAGAGCCUUUGCGCAUUAUCCUUAGUGGUUACCCAGAGGUAAAGGGCGAGGGUGUGCUAUCCAAACGGCGCUACGUGAGAGAGCAUCUGGACUACCUACGGAGAGUGUUGAUGUUCGAACCAAGAGGACACUAUGACAUGUACGGAGCCCUGGUCGUGGAGAGUGAGAUACCUGAAGCCGACUUGGGGGUUCUUUUCAUGCACAACGAAGGUUACAGUACCAUGUGUGGCCAUGCAGUCAUUGCUCUUGGGAGGUUCGCUGUAGACUACAAACUUGUUCAAGAGCCAAGUUCGCCAGAGACGCAGGUGAAUAUACACUGUCCAUGUGGCCUGGUUAAGGCAUUUGUGGAGUACUCCAAUGGUAAAACCGGAGGUGUGAGGUUCCACAGUGUUCCAGCGUUUGCAUUUGCAACUGAUGUAAUUGUUGCUGUGCCUGGGCAUGAUGAAGUCACUGUUGAUAUAAGCUACGGAGGAGCAUUCUACGCAUUUGUAAGUGCAGAGCGAUUUGGCCUGGACAUCAACAAGUCCAAGACCAGGGAUCUGGUGGAUGCAGCUACUGCAGUGACCAACUCUGUCAAAUCUCAGGUAAAACUGCAUCACCCAACCAGUGAGGACCUGGCCUUUCUCUAUGGCACCAUCCUCACAGAUGGAAAAGAUGCCUAUUCCCAAGAGCCCACUGCUAACAUGUGUGUGUUUGCAGAUGCCCAGGUGGACAGAAGCCCUACAGGUUCAGGGGUCACUGCCCGUGUGGCUCUCCAGUACCAUAAAGGCCUCAUCCAACUCAACCAGACUAGGACCUUCCAGAGUGGGGCCACAGGAUCUCUGUUCACUGGCAAAGCUGUUCAGGACACCACAUGUGGAGACUUCAAGGCUGUGGUGGUUGAGGUGGCUGGCAGAGCACACUACACUGGCGUGGCCAGCUUUGUGCAGGAAAGUGAUGACAAGCUAAAACUUGGUUUCCUGCUGAAAUAGGAGCAGCUACCAGUGUCCACAACCACUGAGUGCAUCUCCAUCCAAGCAAAGGACCAUAUCAGAUUGCAAAUAAAUUGUUUUAAAAAUAUAU